AUGCUUUGGAUCAUAGAACCACUUGCUUCGAGAUGUGCAAAAUUCAGGUUCAAGCUACUUUCAGAAGAAAUCAUGAGUAGUCGUAUAUUGCACAUUUGUUAUGAAGAAGGCCUCACUCGUGACGCAGAGGCUCUCUCAACCUUAAGCUCUAUCUUACAAGGAGAUCUGCGCCGGGAUAUCACGUACUUGCAAGGAGGUGCUCGCUUAUUUGGGUCAUCAAUAUCAUCCAAAGACCUCAUAAGUGUGUCCGGGGCCAUUCUACUAGAGGUUACUGAGGCACUCUAUGCAGCAUGCAAAAGUGGUGACUUUGAUUUGGUGAACAAGGAAGUCAAUAAUGUAAUUGCAGAAGGGUAUCCAGUCUCUCAGAUGCUUGCUCAGUUAUUUGAGGUGGUGGUUGAAGCAGAUGACAUAUCAGAUGAACAAAAGGCUUGCAUAUGCAAGAGUUUGGCUACAGCUGACAAGGCUGGCUUAGGCAUCACAAAGCCCAAGUCAAACAACAUCCAGCAACCCAUUCCAAAUGAGCCUACCAGGCCGUAG
This is a messenger RNA of Dovyalis caffra, 537 nucleotides long. NCBI's taxonomy places the organism in Eukaryota, Viridiplantae, Streptophyta, Magnoliopsida, Malpighiales, Salicaceae. The record is from the annotation of a GenBank genome assembly.